AUGCCUGCAGCGUCCAAAGCAUGCGCAUCGUGUAGACACCAGAGGAAGAGGUGCGACGGCAGCUGCCAAUAUGCCGAGCUCUUCCCGGCGAGCCGGUUCGAGGAGUUCCAGAACGCACAGCGGCUCUUCGGUGUGAACAACAUACACAGCAUCGUGAACGCGGUCGACCCUGAGUCGAGAAAAGAAGCCGCCGAGUCGAUACUCAUGGAGGGUAACAUCAGGAGAGGCGAUCCUGUGCACGGAUGUCUCGGCAUCGCUCGGAGACUCAAGUGGCAGAUAGAGUUCUGUGAGAAGCAGCUCGAAGAAGCGAACCAUUUCCUAUCUUUCCUUCGGCAGAGAGACCGGGAAUUGAAGAGGCAACGGCUGGAACUUAACGAUGCUACAGUUGAACUCCCGCCGUUGCCGCUGUCGUUUCUCUCGAAUGGAGGCGGCGGCGGGAGUUUCUACGGGAUGACUCGGUCCAAUCCGGCCACUAAUCUGCUUGACUCGAGUAACAUGGAUUAUCAUCAAGGACUCAAUUACCAAUCGACGUACGAAGAAGGAGCGACCAGCAUCGAGCCCAUCGAUUUCUUUCGCGCUUCCGAGCAAUGGGACGACAAUCCUAACGCGGCGAUCAUGAGAUUUUGCAAGGUGGACCAAAUCACUAAACCUGAAGAGCCAAAGCAGGAGAAUAUGGGGCCGUGCUUGAAAGAACCGGACUUCGAAUCUCAUGGUGAUCAAGACAGAUAA
Molecule: messenger RNA, 729 nt
Organism: Syzygium oleosum
Lineage: Eukaryota; Viridiplantae; Streptophyta; Magnoliopsida; Myrtales; Myrtaceae
Product: LOB domain-containing protein 22-like
Exons: 3
Coding region: 1-729 (242 amino acids)
Source: RefSeq, a predicted model, not a curated record